AUGGAGAAGUAUGGAGUGAAGCAUAGGGUGGCAACCCCGUAUCAUCCUCAGACAAGCGGGCAAGUUGAAGUCUCUAAUCGAGAGAUAAAGAGUAUUUUAGCAAAGACGGUGAAUGCAAACAGAAUUGAUUGGGCCCGCAAGCUCGAUGAUGCUGCCUUCAAGACUCCGAUUGGGACUUCACCCUUCAAGCUAGUUUUCAAAAAGGCAUGUCACCUGCCAGUUGAACUUGAACAUAAGGCCAUGUGGGCCUUGAAGAAGCUGAGCAUGAAUUGGGAAGAAGUGACCAAAAUCAGGUUGUUUCAGCUUAAUGAGAUGGAUGAGUUCCACUAUCAGGCAUAUGAAAGUGUCGAGAGCGCGGGAACUGAAACUCGAAAAAACCAGCAAAGUUACACCAGAGCAUAA
Lycium ferocissimum is the source of this 402-nucleotide messenger RNA. RefSeq lists its product as uncharacterized. Lineage: Eukaryota; Viridiplantae; Streptophyta; Magnoliopsida; Solanales; Solanaceae. Gene Ontology annotation, molecular function: nucleic acid binding. Bases 1 to 402 code for a protein of 133 amino acids. The record is from RefSeq and is a predicted model, not a curated record. Gene Ontology annotation, biological process: DNA integration. The transcript is spliced from 2 exons.